ACUUGUCCGCACACUGCAUCGAAAGUCUCAAGUUGUGAUUAGAUUCGUGGCAAAGAAAAAUCUCAAAAUAUCUUCCCAGUUAAGGUCACUUUUCAGUAACUCAAUGGCUCUACAGGCUGCUGCUCUGCUUCCCUCAGCAUUCUCCAUUCACAAAGAGGGAAAAUCUGGCGCAUCUUUGAAGGACACCACCCUCUUUGGGUUUUCACUCUCAGACCAUGUCAAAGCUGACUUGCUCUCUUCUGCCCUGAAAUCUAAGAAAGAAUUCAGUUCAAGAAAGUUGUCUUCUGUAAGAGUUCAGGCAGUGGCUACUGCUCCAACUUUCACGCCCUCGACAGUGCAAGGGAAGAAAACUUUGAGGAAGGGUUCUGUAGUUAUCACCGGAGCCUCCUCCGGGCUGGGCCUGGCCACGGCUAAAACUUUGGCUGAAAGUGGCAAAUGGCACAUAAUCAUGGCGUGCAGGGACUUUCUCAAGGCUGAAAAGGCCGCUAAAUCUGUUGGCAUGGCCAAGGAAAAUUACACCAUCAUGCAUUUAGACCUUGCUUCUCUUGAUAGCGUCAGGCAAUUCGUGGACAAUUUCAAACGGUCCGGCCGGCCUCUCGACGUCCUGGUUUGCAAUGCAGCUGUCUACCAGCCGACUGCCCGGGAGCCUUCGUUCACAGCUGAAGGGUUUGAGCUUAGCGUUGGGACCAACCAUCUCGGUCAUUUCCUUCUAUCAAGAUUGUUGCUUGAUGAAAUGAAGCAAUCUGAUUACCCCUCAAAGAGACUCAUAAUUGUCGGCUCAAUCACAGGGAAUACAAAUACAUUGGCUGGAAAUGUACCUCCAAAGGCAAACCUUGGGGAUCUGAGAGGGCUCCAGGGAGGGCUAAAUGGGCUGAACAGCUCUCCCAUGAUAGACGGUGCAGAAUUUGACGGCGCCAAGGCAUAUAAGGAUAGCAAGGUGUGCAACAUGCUGACAAUGCAAGAAUUUCACCGGCGUUACCACGAAGAUACCAGCAUCACAUUUGCUUCCUUGUACCCGGGCUGCAUUGCCACGACUGGGCUGUUCAGGGAGCACAUACCCCUUUUCAGGCUCCUUUUCCCUUCGUUCCAGAAGUUCAUCACAAAGGGCUUUGUAUCGGAGGAAGAAGCCGGAAAAAGACUGGCACAGGUUGUGAGUGAUCCAAGCCUGACGAAGUCGGGGGUGUACUGGAGCUGGAAUAAGGCCUCGGCUUCAUUUGAGAAUCAACUGUCUGAGGAAGCGAGUGAUGCUGAUAAAGCCCGUAAAGUGUGGGAAAUCAGUGAGAAACUUGUUGGUUUGUCCGGGUGAUGUUUGCCAGAGCGCAUGAGUUUUGGAUUGAGGAACUUUGUAGUGAGAGAGAGAGAUAAAUUCAUGAUAAACUAAUGAAGAGUAAAAUCACUCUUUUAUUUUCAUGGAUGAAUUGAUAGUUUGGCAUUGCUGAAUUAUCAACUCCACAAGGAAUAAACAGACUAUUCUACAAUAUAUUUAUCACUUUCCGGCCAAGCACAUAAAUAUGGGGCAGGUGUAAACUAACUCAAUUAAUCGUAAACCAGGGAGAGUUGCUUAUUCCAGGA
Molecule: messenger RNA, 1572 nt
Organism: Sesamum indicum (sesame)
Lineage: Eukaryota; Viridiplantae; Streptophyta; Magnoliopsida; Lamiales; Pedaliaceae
Source: RefSeq, a predicted model, not a curated record